AUGCAAAGCGUACUUGAGCCGGUGCAAACGCUAAGAUGUCAUGAUCCUCUGGAUGCCGGCGCCAUUGGCGUGUCCGGCCUACGCUCCCUGACGAGGUCAAGACUGAACAAAUCACUGUCCAAACGUAAGAGCUCGGAUUUCCUACUCGAGGCGCCCCAUCGGCAUCGUCUCAAGGGCACGCGGAAGCCCACCGCCGCUCCGCGAGAGUAUCCUCUACCAGAGAGCCUCGUGCAGUUCACGAUACUGGACCACAGCAACAAGACGGCUUUUGAGUUCUCGCUGGAUGCACAAUGGGUCUGCAGGGGAAUUAAACGCUGUCGUCUCGGAUCCGACGUCGAGGGUCCCAAUACAGCGAAUGUCGGCCGCAAGAAGCGCCGCCUUCGGACUCACCUCAUUACUAGCAGGCUCUCGCAGCCAUUCUCCCAACCUGCCACGCACAUCUUGAACAGAGAGGGCAGGCAGGUUGGUGACCGGCGUUUUGUAAAGAUGGCCGUGAUGCUUGAUUCUAGUCGGCGGGCUGCAUAUCUGCGGGCCACGGCCUAUCUGAGAUACUCCAUCAUGAACCGGAUGCGGAAGAGGCUCGGUGUUGUGAGAUAUCAGGGCUCGACAAAGGAGAGCGAAGACAGCACGGUGAGGCCGAGCACAGAUACAUUCACAAAGGCACCAUGGCAAUCACAAGAAGUAAAGUCAACACCCGAAGCGAGGCCCAGUGUCCUUGAGCCAAGCAAAGGAACAACUCCAGCAUCACGGGAACUCAGAGUUGAAACCGGCAUUCAGUCUGCAGAAACGCUGGGUAAAGCGCCGGCGGCUUGUCGUUUAUCAAAGCCCAUAGCUCUGCCACUUCCCUCUGCAGACGUCGAUGCCACCAAUGAUCGCACCUCGGCUCGCAUCGACUCAACGACAUCACCGGAGCCGAGACCGCCUCUUGCGUGGAUGUACGACGAUGCUGAGGAAGACAGCUUUGCCUUCCUCCACCCAGAGGACCUGGACGACGAUGACUCCGACGUCUACUGUGACUUCGACGCCAUCUUUGCGGCCAAGGCGACUUCGCCUAGCCCCCAAUCGCCCUCGGAGGAGCACACAUAUGAAGAGUACAUAGACGAGCUGGACGGCAUUUCUUGGAGGAUAGGUUGA
Molecule: messenger RNA, 1134 nt
Organism: Trichoderma harzianum CBS 226.95
Lineage: Eukaryota; Fungi; Ascomycota; Sordariomycetes; Hypocreales; Hypocreaceae
Exons: 1
Coding region: 1-1134 (377 amino acids)
Source: RefSeq, a predicted model, not a curated record